Messenger RNA from Bipolaris maydis ATCC 48331, 404 nucleotides. Its product is annotated as heterokaryon incompatibility protein-domain-containing protein. The record is from RefSeq and is a predicted model, not a curated record. Lineage: Eukaryota; Fungi; Ascomycota; Dothideomycetes; Pleosporales; Pleosporaceae.
AAUCUUAGGUACAGUUGAUGUUUUGCUUUGCUGCCAUACCCGUUAAUCUUGAUGAUUAGGCAUGGUAUUCUCGACCGACGAGUGAGUUGCCGUGCUCUCAUCUCUCCAUCCAGCCUGCAGCGUUUGAAAUAGGCCAUAACCCAUCUGGCCCCCGUCCAACUCCGCGCCAAACAAUGCGUCUUUUGCGACGCAGCAGCACUGGCGACUUCUGCCUCACCAAGGAUCUGGUUGGCGAUGAGACCAUUCCUCCGUAUGCGAUACUUUCGCACACAUGGGAAGCAGACACCGAGGUCACCUUUGCAGACAUGACAGGUGGGGCUGGCAAGAGUAAGUUUGGCUAUAGGAAGAUCCAAUUCUGUGGAGAACAAGCCAAACAAGACGACUUGCAAUACUUUUGGAUUGAC